Messenger RNA from Nannizzia gypsea CBS 118893, 1734 nucleotides. RefSeq names its product WD domain-containing protein. Bases 1 to 1734 code for a protein of 577 amino acids. Gene Ontology annotation, molecular function: protein binding. The transcript is spliced from 2 exons. NCBI's taxonomy places the organism in Eukaryota, Fungi, Ascomycota, Eurotiomycetes, Onygenales, Arthrodermataceae. The record is from RefSeq and is a predicted model, not a curated record.
AUGCCGAAACGCUGCGAAUAUGAAGAUUCUCCGGAUGAGCCGCCCUCAAAACGCACACGGCUACCUGACCGGCUCUCAGCUCUUAGCGAUGAGCUACUUCUCCACGUCCUCAGUUUUCUAUCCAUCCCAUCCUUGAUAACGUGCCAGAGAGUAUCUCAACGAUUUGCCGCGCUUGCAGGAGACUCGGAAUUGUGGAAGCGAAAGUAUUACUCCCGUUGGGUAUGGCCGAGAGCCAGACGGAUACGACAGAUCAGACAGGGAAGCACAGUCAAAGGCUCGCUUGACUACUCGCCUCAGGUGUCAAACUGGUUUAGCCAUGGCCCGUUGACGCAAGUAGGCGAGGAGAGGAACUGGAAAGGCCAGUAUCGACUCCAGCACAAUUGGUCGAGAGGGUCAUGUCGAGUUACAGAGGUGGAAGUGGCUCAGCGUCCGGUCAGUCCCGUCGUGGUGAAGUUGGAACAUGGUAUUGUUUUUACGGCGGAUAUAGAGAAUGGACUCCGUGCGUGGUCGAUAAAAGAUACCAAAACGUGCCUUGCGACUGUACCAUAUUCGGGCAUAUGGUCUAGUGAUGUAGGGCCUGGAGUACCUACUGCGAUUGCAGUGACGGCGAAUAACCUAAAACAAGGUUGUUUUGGCGUUACGGUAGGCUUUAGCAAUGGUGGCAUGGUGGUUUAUUCGUUUGAAUCGCUACCUGACGGAGGAUCUACCUUUGAACUUCAGCUGCGCCACUCAGAUUCGGCAGCGGAAGACGCAGCCAUAACGGCCCUGGCAUCUCACAAGGAUUUCAUACUUGCCAUAUCAGAGGAUAAUGUCCUUUAUCUUUAUCAACUCUACUAUGAUGAUUCCCCACUUCUGAACCUAGGCGGAAAUGAGAAGACAAAGAGGAAACAUUCCAUGCGGCUGAUUGCCUCACUUGUCGCGAAUAGCAUACAGUCACCAUUUUCUCUUUCAGUCCGGACAACAUCUACCCAUGCUAUUGCAUCUGUGAGCUAUACCUUCCCACGCAUCGGCUGUGGCUGGUCUGUCGGAAUACAAGAACUCUACUGGAGUAAAGAUGGCGGAGACCUGACGUCUCGACUAGCAACAACCGUGGAUUGCCAGUAUCUUGGAAACAAGCUGUCUGAACCAGCUGCGGAUACACAGGUUAAACGGCCCAGGCAGAUGAUGUCGACGCCAGGAUCCUCUGACCAUCGUUCCCCCAUGGCCUUCCCUUCACUCUCCUACACCCAACCACCUACAUCACUUUCCUACUCACAUCCCUAUCUUCUUGCAUCUCACGCUGACAACACACUGACGAUGUACCUGGUUGUCUCGACUACCGAUAGCCUAUCCAUCAAGACUGGCCGACGGCUCUGGGGCCAUACCUCCGCGGUGUCUGGUGUGCAGGUGAGCUCGCGAGGGAAAGCAGUGUCAGUGAGCACAAAAGGGGACGAAAUCCGUAUCUGGGAACUUGAAGAGAUGAUAUCGUCUCGCGCAGCAUCAAAAACGGCACUGAUAGGGGAUAGAAGCGUCCAGCUGAGUCCCGAACCUCGGCGGUCGAGAACCAACCCGUUUAGCGUCUUAUCCCGGGCAGUCAAGAGACAAGUUGCAGCCAUGGAAGGGGUCAAAGGCAUUUCCUCCGAGGUCACACUCUCCUGCAUUAAGGGCCCCGUCGAAUUUGACGACGAACAAGUAGUAGUUCUCCGUGAGCACAGCCUAGGCACACAGUUACUCGGCUGCUACGACUUUACAUAG